GUCCAGCACCACCAGGAUCGGGUGACUCAACGGCCGUCAAAGCUCAGAGCUUUGCGUACCAUUUCACCAGCAUGUCUAUUUAUCGUACCUGAGCAGACAACAAAGCCCUUGCUAGCCGUUUCCUCCUGCGCAACGCCCGCCAACGCCCCCCGCAAAGAGCAUGGCAUCACAACCACCAGCCAAGCCCAAGGGCAUCCUUAAGAAGCCGGGCUCGACGGCAGCACCGGUCAAGGCCUCGGGCACGUCUACGUCUCAGGAUGCAUCCAAGCCAGCCAUAUCUCCCGAAGAAGCCCGUCGUAUAGCGAUUCACCACGCAACCCUGAUCCACCAGCGGCGCGACCUCGAGGACAUCAUCUCCGACUCGAUCAUCGACCUCUCCAAGCUACCGCUGUACCACAAGAAUACCUCGCAGCCAGGGCAGCCACCACAUACGGCUGCGGAUCCACACCCGGCCGACGCGUCGACAUUCACGAGCCAAGUCCGGCUGUUCCAGCCGACCGACUACGAUGACCUGAUCGAGGAGCGCAACAUCUUGGGGAAAUGCGGCUAUGUGCUGUGCCCAAAGCCAAAGACCAAGGUCUCACAGGCUGGUGACUGGAAGAUUGUCGGAUACGGCACGAAGGACUUCAACAUUGUGCCCAAGGCUGAGAUUGAGAAGUGGUGCAGCACAAAGUGCGCCCGCAGAGCCAUGUACGUCAAAGUGCAGCUCAAUGAGUCUGCCGCGUGGGAAAGAGCGGGCAUCCCUUCGAUCCAGAUCGAACUGCUCGAGGAAGAAGAGACAGCACAACAAAAGGCCCAGCGAGAAGCCGCGGAGGAUCCAGCCGCCAAGGUGGCGCGGGAACUGGCUGCUGUCAAGCUGGAUGCGGAUCAGAGGGCUAAGAAACAGGCCCAAGACCUUGCGUUGGAGCGCGGUGAUACAGACGAGGCAAAGGCAGCCAGACGGGAUAUCGAGGUCACUAUCCGCGAGAAGAGGGUCAUGAUGGAGGCCAAGGAGCCGUCGUUGGCAGAAGGUGCCGGUCAUGAUGAGGCGCACAUGAUUCUGGACGGCUAUAAGCCCAAGUUUGACCCACGGAGCGAGACUGUCCCAGAGCCUGUGACGGCUGAAGAAGCCGCCGAGGUGAAAGACAUACUGGCAAAGGCAGAACAGACCGAUGCUGCUGGGACGCAAGUCACAGAGGCAUCAGCGACCGACCCGAAGGCAGCCUAGUUUGAGAAACGGGACUUUGAUUUAGUCAGAAAAUCUUUGACAGACCUCGACCAAUGUCCUAAUUGCGACUUUUGGCAAUGUACAAACAAAGGCUUGUGGUGCUACUUUGACUAUCAAGGUCACAUUGGCAGGAUGGUUUGUGAGGUCCACACCAAGUCUCUCGCGUUGACUUCCGACAGAAAUCGUAGAUCGACAGUCAAACAGCAAGCAAGCUCGUAUGAUGGGAGAUUAACGGUCAAGUAAAGGAACAGUCAAGUCCGGU
This is a messenger RNA of Microdochium trichocladiopsis, 1469 nucleotides long. Its product is annotated as Rtr1/RPAP2 family-domain-containing protein. The transcript has a single exon. NCBI's taxonomy places the organism in Eukaryota, Fungi, Ascomycota, Sordariomycetes, Xylariales, Microdochiaceae. Bases 161 to 1207 code for a protein of 348 amino acids. Gene Ontology annotation, molecular function: RNA polymerase core enzyme binding; RNA polymerase II CTD heptapeptide repeat phosphatase activity. The record is from RefSeq and is a predicted model, not a curated record. Gene Ontology annotation, cellular component: nucleus; cytoplasm.